Molecule: messenger RNA, 6882 nt
Organism: Fibroporia radiculosa
Lineage: Eukaryota; Fungi; Basidiomycota; Agaricomycetes; Polyporales; Fibroporiaceae
Exons: 38
Coding region: 1-6882 (2293 amino acids)
Biological process (GO): response to nutrient; branched-chain amino acid catabolic process
Molecular function (GO): kinase activity
Source: RefSeq, a predicted model, not a curated record
AUGUAUGCUUCAACGCGCUUGCUCAGAAAAGCCUUUAUCAAGCCUUGCCGGCGCUGGAGCUCGACCACUACCGAGCAGCAUACCGCAGAGGCCGAGCAUCUUCCUUCUGUCGCAACCUCUCAGUAUCUUCGGACGACUCGCGAGUCCGCUCUUCGUACCUCCGGUCUGCAAUGGACGGAUGAGGGGCAGACGGGAUCAUCGAGCGACCUCAUAGCUGGUCGCGAGACGCGCAAAAUGAAUAUGUAUCAGGCGAUCCGAGAUGCGCUUAGCAAUGCAUUGUCGCACGAUGACACCGCUGUAGUCUUUGGUGAGGACAUAGCAUUCGGGGGCGUCUUCAGGUGUACCAUGGGGCUCGCGGAGGAAUUUGGCAGGGAACGAGUUUUCAACACGCCUUUGAGUGAACAAGGUAUUGCGGGAUUUGGUAUUGGGAUAGCGGCAAUGGGACAUACUGCUAUCGCUGAGGUUCAAUUCGCCGACUACAUCUUUCCGGCAUUUGACCAGAUCGUGAACGAGGCUGCCAAGUUCCGGUACCGCUCAGGUGGAAAUUAUCAAGCGGGAGGUCUAACAAUUCGGUGUCCCACUAUGGCCGUAGGUCAUGGUGGCCAUUAUCACUCCCAAAGCCCUGAGGGAUUUUUCUUGGGAGCGGCUGGCAUUAAGGUCGUUAUUCCCCGCUCUCCCAUUCAAGCGAAAGGUCUUCUCUUGGGAUCAAUCCGGGAUCCGAAUCCUGUGAUAUUCAUGGAACCUAAAAUUCUAUACCGUGCUGCAGUGGAGCAAGUACCUGUAGAUGCCUUUCAAAUUCCCCUUGGUCGCGCUGAAACACUUGUACAAGGUUCAGACCUCACGCUGGUCUCAUGGGGUACUCCAAUCUACAGCUGUGAAACGGCGCUGCAUAUGUUGUCUUCUCCUCCACAGACGAUUGCAGAGCAUGUACCCCUUACUUUGCGAUCUGCAAAGGUGGAACUCAUUGAUCUGCGCACCAUAUUGCCUUGGGAUGUGGAGACGAUCGCUGAAAGCGUCAAUCGUACAGGCAGGCUCGUCGUUGUACAUGAAGCUGGACGCGUGGGCGGAGUCGGUGCUGAUAUUGGCGCCGAAAUCCAGAAGAGGUGUUUCCUUAAGUUGAAUGCACCUGUCAAACUGGUGACUGGCUGGGAUCUUGAAUUGAACAUCUAUCAGCUUAUCUUGACUGACCUGGCCUCAAAUAUCGGUGAAUCAAAGCAUGAGGCUGAAAACCCAGAUUUCUUAUCUACUAUUGACCUGGUGGCCUCAAAGGUUGAGACGCGAGUUUUGGAUGACACUGAGAGGUUGGGUCAGGUCGAGGAUGAACGAGUUUUUGUUCCCAACUCCAGGAUUCAGUGCAACAUAGGAUUCGCGGAGCUCGCAGUAAACUUAUCAGACGCCCACGUUGACCAGACAGUCCCCAUACUCGUUGAUAUAUUACGGGACAUUCCUUACAUUGACUUCGACCAGUGUCUAUUCUGGGACGAAUGGGCGCUGCCGGAUCAGCUCGUAUUCGCUACUGUCUCUGCGCUGCUUCGGAUUGCGAACUCUCAUACUAAACACAGAAUGGGUGCAAUCAGUGCAAUAAGGAAGUUCACAGGAGAGAUCGUGCGCAUGCUUCAGCGGGGUGCUCCGACUAGCGUACUCACGCAGUUUGCGCCAUCUUUUCAUGGAUUUUACCGAGCCAUCAUUUCGAUUCCGUUUGAUUGGUCUGUACAUGAAUGGUCACUGCUGUCAGAACAUCUUAAUGCUUUAUUUGCCGCGGACGUCGUCGAUCGCCUCAAUAGGUUACUUGUCGACAUAGCCCCAAGCCAUGGGGACGGUACCGAUCAGAUACAGUACAUCCAGACUCUUUUCACUCGCUACGUUUCUCGUGGAAGACCUCUGAGUGGUUAUUUCAUCGUGUGUUGCGUAACGGAAGCUCAAUGGACAGUUCUCGCACAAGCUGUAUGCCCUCGGAACGAACCAUUGAACACGGCAUAUCCCAAGUUCACGGAGGCCGCGGCGGCCAACAAAGUUUGGCAAACGCUUUUGCGAAACUCCAUUGCGGGCUCGGUCAAUCCUAAUGAUAGCUAUGGGGGAGUAUUGAAGUCUACGUUGGAGCAUGCGAAAGACUCGUUCUCCGAUCUCCUCGCGCAAGUUGAAGAAAUGGAUGCUGAGCCGUCCGAAGAUAGCUAUGCCUGGGAAACGAUGUCGGAGAGCUUAAAGCUGGCUGCAGUGUGUUCAGCAGCAUUAGGAGAACUCGACAAAAGUCUUUUCAAUAGGUUGAAGCUGCUCCUUGGCGUUGAAUCAUCUAUGUGUGAUAACCUGGUACGAGAAGCGGCAUUGAAGUCAACCGCAAUUUUAGUUCGCAACUUUCCAGAAAUCGCAAUGGAGAUGGCAGGUCAUCUUCGCCGCUGGGUAACUUCGCCGCUGUCUAUAUUUGAGUUCGAGUUUGUAUCUGGCACACGGACCCCUCCCCCACUUGUUGCAGCAGCCAAAUGUCUCGCGCUCUGCAUUAAUUUGGCUCCAGGGGACGAUCAGGUCAUGUCGUAUAUGUACUCUCUUCUCAAUUACAUUGCCGCCACCAGUAAAGACACCUACGAAGGAACGAUUUCAAUCGCGUCGUCCAUAAUCGACUCUACGGACACCUCCAAUCUCCAUUUGGUUGAAAAUGGAUUGCGAGGCUUGUCGGAAGACGAAAAGAGAACGGUUGGAAUCAGCAGUAUAUCGAUUGCCACCAGGUUGGCCCUAGAGUUUCGUGAGGAGGAGGCAACUAAACUUACAAUAUCCAUGCUUCUACAACGAUUACGUGCCGCGGAGCCCACAGUUGAAGCUGCUAUUGCAUACAAUCUUGUCGAUUUGGCCUUGAUAGCCCCUGAAAGUUCAUUCGUCGACAUCAUUCGUGCCUUCUCUGCCAUUAAUAGGUCGGCCAAUAUGGAUGAUCCAAGAUUCUCCAAUAACCAGGUUUUAGCUGCUCAAACGAGGUUGGCUCGGGAGUUGAAUCGCAGGCCCGAAUUUUACGAGCUUUACUUACGUGAAUUGUUGACACUUUUCGCUGAUAAGGGAGUUGCUAUUCAAAAUGUCGCCAUUUCUAAUCAUCAUGCUAAAAUGGAAGACAUGGUUGAGCAGUUGGGUUCUCUGCUAUUGCCCAUCGAUGCGCUUCUAUAUCAUCUUGAUCUGAAGCUUGCUGAUGCAUCGUCCGACCUCGUGACACUCUUUCGCAAUAUGUGGUUCCUCUGCAUUCUUUUCCAGUUCACAGUUCCCGGAGAUUUAAAGCACCAAUCGGCCACAGAUUGGCAGCAGCCAGCUUUAGCUCGAAUUGCUGUUAAAACUCCUGCAAUUGUGUUGGAAGAAGCACAUGAUACUAUUGUCAGCGACUUGGAAUAUAAUACCGUUAUUCGACAGGAAUAUAUCGAAACGAUAAUCUCGAGGCACCGUACUCUACUGACGAAGCAUAUUCCCGUCCGUUCCAGCGAGGUUCGAUAUCUAUUACCAGGACAAGUGAUCUUUUUGCUUUGUAUGCACGACGUAGAGAGCAUGCGCUCCGCUGCCGGGCUGCCGUCAUCACUAGAGACGUUUUUCGUCAACAAUGGAUUAAACAAGAAUGCAGGACUGCAUGCAUGUAUGGAGUCGGUUGCGGAGAAGGUCAUCCGUAGUUGUAUCAUGGACUUGAAUGGCCAAGCAGCUCAACAAGCACUUCCAGAGCAAUUACCCUCAGAGUUGCGAUCACUGCUAGUCGGUAGUACCCAUCGUAUCACAAAAGCAAGGGAAAUUGCCUCAAAAUAUCUGAACCGACUCAUCACGUCUUUUCCGUCGCUGAUGUGCGAUCCACCAUUGGUAUUUGCUAUUCUUGAAGUUUUAACUCUUUUACGUCGCGCCUGUGAGAACGAGUUCAUCGAUGAAGACAAUCCAACAUAUCAGUACCAUUCUGAGAGAGCUCAAUUGACCCUUCAGUUGCCUGAUAGCUACCAAGCACGUAAUGAUAUGUUGUCUCAGUUGCACCGAGAUGCCAGGAACUGGUUUGAGCUCGCUCUGGGACGUGCUCCUGUAGAAUUACAUUCUACACUGCAGAAAUAUCUCGCCGUCAAUCAAGUAUUUUCUGUCGCAGACUCAUCCGAACUUGGCGCGUCUAUUGCAUUGGAGUAUGGCAAGACAAUUGGACCGAUUGAUCGCAAGCUUACGUCCCUUUCUGGCCUGUCAACCUGGAAGCCAGAUCGCGCGAAAGUCUUGGCCAGCCAGAUUGCGUCUAAAGGGUACUUCGCUGGUGAAGUAAAUGGAUUCAGGUUCGGGCGCUCUUAUGGGGGGAGUGUGCUUGGAACUGAAUUUGUCCCCGUCACCGAAAUUGACGGGCUUAAGGAUCAAAUUUACGAGGCCAUCAAUGACAUAAGAGAAAAGAAGAGAUCCAUGUCCAUUCGAGACCUUAAGCGUCUCCUUUUUCGUUGUGCUGGGACCCUGAUAUUUGUGGACAAGUAUGACUAUGACCUGCUACACUGUCUGGUUGCUCUACCGUUCGAGGCAUUUACUCCUUCCGCUGUUUCAGCAGGUAUUGAGACAUGGUCAUGGGUUAUUGCGGAAAAACCGGAUUAUGAGAUGGCGCUCAUGUCCGAAAUCGGCUCGGCGUGGUCUCUCACCAUCAAACACGAGAAAGGUCUAUUCUCUCGAGCGCUGAACUACGUAGAUCCCUUUUUACAUGUAGUCGAAUACAACCCGACGGAUAAGACCAUCAUUGAUAGGGGCAUAGCGGGUGCCCGUCGACUUCUAGCGCCCCAUGUGUUGGUCUUGCAGCUAUUUUUCAGCAGGAUGCAGGCUGCAAGGUACCGUAGACCUGGCUUGAUGUUCCUGAUUCAACGACUGGCUUUGGUGUCGGCUCGAGCUCACUCUUCGUUGAGUACCCACCCUCUCGCUCGCGAAGCCCGCUUCUCCUUCCUGCUCUUUGGUUUUGAAACUCUCAAGAGCUCCAACUUAGAUACUUUUUGCGAGCAUCAACUCCGCUAUGGGCUCUAUCGGACUGCGUUUUCAUGGUUCAGCACGCGUCCACAAUGGUCAUAUGGUUCAAAUCGCGUACAGAUCGAUGCGGAUAUCAAACUGCUCUCUGAAUUCUUGGAUUACUUGCAAGCCGAUAGUAUUAAAGGCUUCCCAGCCAUUUCUAGCCUGAAUCCUGUUCAAUCUCUAUCGCAGGUUCCCCAGUACGUGAUAUCCCUUAAGAACUUCAAUAUUCCCCUGCGGCUGCUCGUGGAGAAUGAAAUUUCUAGAUUGACAGUGUGGUCGAAUCCAGUUAAUGAUUCCACGCGGGGCGCUGACCACAUAGCCUCCUUAGAGAAAACCAUAUUGGACAGCUCCUGGAUCAGCGCUGUCCAAAAAACUUGGGAGCUUGAUCCUGCCAUCGCUGUGUAUUUUACGGAACGCUUCAAUCAUCCAAUCGUCGGUAGUGAAGUAGGACGAUUGGUGCGCUCCAGCACUCUUGACGCUUUGCAUAUCCCAGAAGCUCUGCCCUAUUUGAUUGGCAGCAAGCCCGAUCUAAUGGUUCGGCGAGACUUGAAGUACAUCUUGCUUUGGGAUCCUGUACCCCCUAUCGUGGCUGCAAAUUUCUUUGAACGACGCUAUAACAAUGAUGCCGUACUCUUGCAAUAUGCGCAUCGUGUUCUGGAACAACAUCCAGUCGAAUUGACUUUUUUCUUUGUCCCUCAAAUUGUUCAAGCACUGCGACACGACGUAUUGGGCUAUGUUCAACGCUUCAUCUUCGAGACGGCAAAAAUAUCUCAGCUUUUUUGUCACCAAAUCAUCUGGAAUAUGAAGGCAAAUUGUUAUAAAGAUGACGGGGAUGACGUUGAAGAUCCAAUGAAACCAAUUUUGGAUGAUAUGACAAGGCGGGUUGUAGACACCCUCUCUGGUGAAGCUCGAACAUUCUAUGAUCGUGAAUUCACGUUCUUCAACGAAGUAACUUCAAUUUCGGGUAAGCUUAAGCCCUAUAUCAAGAAGACAAAACCCGAAAAGAAGGCAAAGAUUGAUGAAGAAAUGGCCAAAAUUCGCGUGGAAAUUGGAGUAUAUCUCCCUAGCAACCCAGAUGGGGUGGUUAUCGACAUCGACAAGAAGUCUGGUAGACCGCUACAAAGCCAUGCCAAGGCACCGUUCAUGGCUACCUUCAAGGUCCGCAAAGAGCGUGUUGAACUAGCAAUUGAUUCGGAAGGUAUCACGGAGACCCAGGGACAGGAGAUUGCCAAGGUCGAGUAUGACGUCUGGCAACAGGCCAUUUUCAAAGUCGGAGACGACUGCCGACAAGACGUCCUCGCCUUACAAGUCAUUGCUAUGUUCAAAAACAUAUUUACCAGCGUUGGCCUGACUCUUUAUUUAUAUCCGUACCGAGUAACGGCCACCGCUCCUGGAUGCGGUGUCAUCGAUGUCGUUCCAAACGCGACCUCUCGUGACGAAAUGGGGAGAGCAAAAGUCAAUGAUUUGCUUGAUUUCUUCAUCGCGAAGUACGGCGGAGAGGAUACAAUUGACUUUCAAAAAGCGCGACAGAAUUUCAUCCACUCGAUGGCCGCAUAUUCCGUUGGUGUCAAGUUCGAGCCAAAUUCAUUCAAACUGACCCACGAAAUGGUAGUUCUGAUGGGAGGUCGGAACUCCCAAGGAUAUCAGCUAUUCCAACAGCUUACGGUCAAGGCCUUCCUCGCUAUAAGACCUCAUGCGGAUCAAUUAGUUGGUACAGUACAGAUGAUGCUUGACACGCAACUGCCGUCGUUCAAAGGAGAACCUACGAUGAAGCGGCUCAGGGAUCGCUUUGCGCUUGGGCUUAACGAGCGUCAAGCUGCGGAAUGGAUGAUGGCCAUCAUCCGAAACGCUCAUGAAAACGUUCGCAGCACAGCGUACGAUGAGUUCCAGAGACUUCAAAAUGGUAAAGUCUGA